Molecule: messenger RNA, 7290 nt
Organism: Candidula unifasciata
Lineage: Eukaryota; Metazoa; Mollusca; Gastropoda; Stylommatophora; Geomitridae
Source: the annotation of a GenBank genome assembly
AUGUCACAAGAUAAAAGGGGUCCCAACAGGGGUAGAGGUGGUUUGAAUCAAAGAGGAAGGUCAGGUUAUCUUUUGCCAUUUCCCAAUUACUCUGAAGCUGGGUUUAAUUCAGGAUUUCAACGAGAACCACCUUCACCUCCUCCUCCAUAUCAUCCUCCAUACCACCCUCCUCCAUCUCAACCUCCUCCCUAUCAACAGUCAUUUCCUACACAAACUCAUUUUCCCCCUCAACCUCCUUUCCCCACUCAACCUGCGUUACCAUCACAGUUUUACCCAACUAAUCAACCAACAGCUCAGGCUCCAGGUGCUUCUUAUAUAACAGUUGCGGUAACACAGAUGCCAGCCAACCACUUCCCCACACAAGAGGCACCACAAAGCCACUUUGGCAGACAACAGCCACCAUCAACUUACUUUCCUAGAGAAGAGCCACCUCAAGACAGAUAUAUGCAGCCUCCGGCCAGCUAUCACCAGUCUGAAAUACGUGGCGGUGACCCAGCUCAGCAUAAUCCUGACUACAGUAGACCAAAUCCACGAGAACGCCACCCCAGUUCUGGCAGAUAUGCGGAUGAUCAUCAAUCGAAACCCAGAUAUCACCCUGGCAGUAGAGGAAAACCCCCAAGAAAUGACCACUAUGAUGAUCGCUGGGAUAAUUCAAACACUGAGCGUAAUGACCGUCAGCAAAAUCAGCCUCAUUUUAGAAGUAAUGAUUUCAAAAGUCAGCCACAAAAUGAACCUUGUUAUCAAAAGUCUGGCCGCCCACAAAAUGAGCCUGAUAAUUCAAGGCCAGGAUACGUUUAUCACCCACAAAAUCGGUCACAACCACUUCACACCAGUGAACAAAAUAGACCCUCUCAUUUUGGAAAUGAAAGAAACCCUGGCAGACAGUAUGGGAAUAGAAGCGUACCUCCCGAUAAAGUGACAUCUCCUCCACCUCUUUUUCAGCAACAUGCUCCUGGCAGAAACAGAGACAGAGGUGAUAAACAGUCAAAGUUUAGCCAAGAAAAUAAGGAAACUGGAGAAGGUAGACCAAGAAAGAAAUCACAGGAGAGAAAUUAUCCAGCUUACAGAUCCAGAUUAAAUUCUUCGGACAGUAAUUAUAGCGAUCGGAGUGAAAGUCGAGCUAAUUACCAAGGUCGAAACAAAUAUCACCAGGAGAAACCUUUGCCAGGGUCAGUUGAUAGAAAUGUUCCUCCAUCAAAGCAUGAUUCGGAUGUGUUGAAUAGUGUGCAGGGCAACAUUUCAAAAGAGAAACACUACCAUGAUAAGAAAGCUAGAGGGACUGUGAACAAACCUAAUCAGGAUAAAGUUUCAGAUCACAGAGAUUCAGCAAGAAAUGAAAAUACAGAACAAGGUUUCAAGAGGGAUAAAGGAGUGGAACGAGCUUUCAAGGGCAAAGUAACAGCCAAAACUUCACCUGAAAGAAAGACGACAUCUGAUGCAUCAUCUCAAGAAAGUGAAGAAAGUACAAGUGAAGUGUUAGGAGACACAAAAGAUGCUAAAGGUCAGAAGAAAACAAGGAAUAGGUAUCGUAAGCAAAAAGUGUUUAUGGAAAAAAAUAAGAGCAAGUUUCAAAGCAUGCCUGAUCUUAACUUAAAAGAUUCUAGGAGGUGCUCAGUACAGGAAACUGAAAGUCAUUAUGCGGAGGAAUCAAAAGCUGAUAAUGAGGCAACAGCAAAUAAUUUAAAGAAAAAAUGGAAUCACAAGAAAAAAAGACCUGUCAAAAACCCUAAACAGAGUGACACUGAAACCGGUAAGGAAAAUGCAGAGGUGGUAUCUGUACCUCGUGUUACAAAAGCUAGCAUACAAAUAGGGAAAUGUUUUGAGGAUAUUGCCAGUUUUAAAGAAGUUAUAAGCCAAAACAUAGAGCUGUCAGCAGGUAAUUCUUCCCUGGAAUUUGUAGAGGGUUCUGUGAUAUGCAGUGAGAGACAAGGUCUAGGCACAAUUUUGGUUACAGCCUCCAGCAAACAGUUGAGCAAACGUCUGGUUAAAGGUCUUUGCGCAAAACUGAGAAAAGAAUUGAAAGUGAAUGUUGAAUACGACAUUUGUGGAGUUGAAGAGAACAAGCAGGUCAAAGAGGACAAUUCUCCUGCCAAAGGAAAGCACCAUAAUAAAAGCUUUUUAAAGACCAAUGAUUUCACACGCAGGAGCAUGCGAAAGAAAGUUACAGAAAUAUUUGAAAAAUCAAGCUUAGGGGAUGAAAAGCAAAAGACCACGGGAAAUAAAAAGAUAGAUCCUUCAAAAGCUAAGGUUGGAGAAGAACUUUUAGCAGAAACCAAAGCUGAAAGAAACAAGUCUAAUGAUGAUACAUGGGAAGAUCCAACUAAAAUCUCAGUUUCUAUUAACAGAAUCUUUCCCAGAAAAGAAGAUGUUUUUGGCUUAGUCUCAAGUAUUGUUGAGGACAAAACUAUAUGUAUUAGGUUAGUACCAAAUUCAGUUAGUAUGGCAAAAACACAGACCCUUUGUGAUUUUGAGGUUUCCAGAAAAGAAAAUAUCAGACUAAUCAUUGAAAAGCUUCAGGCAUUUGAGUUUAAUGGUGUUAAAGUGCGUUGUUUUGUUGUGGCUGAUGGAAAAUCAGUUGGUAAAGAUAGUAGUUAUAAGGGUGAAAACAUGCAAGAACAGAUUAAGGAGAGCAUUGAGAAAAUCAGGAAAAAAACACAGACAGUUCUGGAUUUGCAUGAAACAAAGAUAGAGUUGCUCGAUAAUGCUUUGAAAGUCAUGGAAUCAUCAGUUUACAAUGAAGAAGACAGUGAUAAUUUUGAUGAAGACAAUAAUUAUGAACAAGCAGCAUUUUAUGAUAAACUGAAGGAAGUCACGAGGCAAAGAGAGAUGUUUUGUUUAAGAAGAGAUCAGUUGAUAGAAAGUGUGAGUAAACUGGAGCCCCUAACAGUAACAAUCAAAACUCUGACAGACUUGCUUCAGAGUGUCGGGGUAGAGUGUGAGCGGCUGAAAGCAGCCCUUCCUAUUUACGCAAGAAGGGAUGAUAUUGUCAAGCAGGUGUCCCAGAACCAGGUGUCGAUCAUUCUUGGGGAGACGGGUUCUGGGAAGAGCACACAAAUGGCCCAGUACAUCUAUGAAGCUGGUCUUGCCGGCCAGGGGCUGAUCGUGUGUACCCAGCCACGAAAAGUUGCAGCAGUUACUUUAGCAGAACGUGUUGCUAAAGAAAUGGCUGAUAGGGUUGGCAACCUGGUUGGUUACAAGACUGGAAUGAAGAAGAACAUAACAAAGGAUAAAACAAAAAUUGUUUUUGCAACUGAUCAUUGCCUCCUGAAUGAAUGUUUGGCAGAUCCGACAUUGUCACAGUACACUUGCAUCAUAGUUGAUGAGGCUCACGAGAGAAGCAUAUACACAGACCUCUUGCUGGGAAUGAUAAAGGCCUGUCUGUCAAACAGACCUGACCUUAAAGUGAUCAUAACCUCAGCUACCAUUGAUCCAGACAUCUUUAUAAGAUAUUUCAGCAGUGGCCCAGAACUGCGUGUCUCUGGAAGGACAUUUCCUGUGGAGGUGAUUUACUCCAAACCGGAUGAUUCUCCAGAAUUUGAAAACUUUGAAAUGAAAGCUGUUGCAAAAGCAUUGGAGAUCCACAAAAAUGAAGAUCCAGGAGAUAUUCUUGUCUUCUUGACAUCACCUGUGGAAAUCACACGCUGCUGUGAGGAAUUUGAGAAAUGUAUGACAGGGAGACAAGAUUUUAAAUGUUUUCCGCUCCAUGGUCAGCUGUCUCCAGAUGAGCAGAGGAAAGUUUUUCAGCAACUGAACAAAGGAAUAAGAAAAAUUGUGUUUGCUACAAACUGUGCAGAAACCUCAAUUACAAUAGAUGGAAUUAAAUAUGUAAUUGACACUGGUGUUGCUAAAGAAAUGCGAUAUGAUGGCAAGAAGAAUAUCUGCUCGCUUGGGACAUUUGUGAUCAGCAAAAGUUCAGCAGAUCAAAGAAAAGGGCGUGCUGGGCGUACAGCAAGUGGGAAAUGCUAUCGUCUGUUUUCUGAGGAGGGAUACAAGAAUAUGGAGGUUUCAUCGCAACCUGAAAUUCUAAGAGUUCCGUUAGGUCAGAGUGUGCUGAAGCUGGCAGAACUUGGGGUUGAUGUUAAAAAGUAUGACUUUGUUGAGGCUCCCAGUGUGGAGGCAAUAGAAUCAGCCCUGAGCAAUCUCAGAGAUUUGGGAGCUAUUUCUUCAGAAGGCAUCACAGAUGUGGGCCGUUGGAUAUCCAAGCUGCCAUUGUCUCCAAAGGAGGGGUUUCUUGUGUAUCAUGGCAACCAGAAAGGUUUGCUUUAUGAUUCAGUGGUUCUGGCCUCUCUCAUUGCAAAUGGGUCAAAUCUGUUUUACAGAGGUAUGACUGAGUCUGAGGUGCAGAUAUCAGCUAAAAGUAAAAGCCUGUUUGGUUCCAUCUAUGGGGAUGUCUUUACCUGGCUAGAAGUGUUUAAGGUCUGGAUUACAAUUCCCCCAAAGGAACAACCCAUGUGGUGCAAGAAGAAUGGAAUAAAUUACAAAGCAAUUAAUUUUGCCAGGCAGUUUGUGAAAGAAGUGUCUUCAGUUUUGAAAAAUGAACUGGGGGUGACACUGGAAAACAGCUUCAGUUCUGAUGAAUCUGCUGCAGUCUUACUACGGAAAAUUCUCUUUGAUGCAAAUGUGGCAUCGGUUUGUCACUAUCUAGGUCAUGUGAGAGCAGGGUAUUAUGCCCUGGUAGCAGAGAGACAGGUGCACCUUCAUCCAUCAUCCACAUUGUUGUCCAGCAACUCACAACCAGAGUGGAUUGUGUAUACUGAGUUUACAAAAACAUCCAGGGAUUUCAUCAAGGGCAUCACUGUUGUUGAAGAAGAUUGGGUGAUGGAAGCUGCCAAAGAAGGCAGACUAAAGGUUGACAUCAACUGGGUCAAAAGUCUGAAGUCUGUGUUGGUUCACAGAGAAAUGGUUGGACCAUCUGUUUUCAGAAAACUUGUUGGUGCCAGAUACUCCCAGCUGAGAGUCUGGGAAGAUGAACUGGCAACUGCUGGCAUGAAAGCAGUGGUUGUAGAAGCAGACUACGAUCUCGGAACAAUAGAAAUCUUUUCAACAUCACCCAUGGUGCAGGAUACCAUUGACAGUUUUGCCACAACAAAACAGGAAACAAUUAGGGCCUUGCAGCUGGAAGAAACUGAGAUUUCUAUCUUGGAGAAACGGGGGACAGAACCCAGUGGAGCUAGAGUUUUGAUUGGGGAAGGAGGUUGUGUCAAGACCUUGCUCUUGCCAGAUCAAAGCAAUGCAGUUCUUAUUAAAAAAGCAGCUCAUUCUACCACUGAGGAGGAGAUAAGAGUCAAGUUCAGAGCUUUUGGAGAAAUAAAAGAAUGUGUGAGGUUUAAACGAACAGAUCCCUGGGGAUUUGUCAGGUACAGUUCAUUUGCCGAGGCACAGGCUGCAGUAGAUGGCACUCGAAAAGAUGAAGAAAAUUGUGCAGUUCUGAAAAUUGAUAAACAUUUCAAAAAAAUGGUGAGCAGGUUUGAAGCCAGGUUGUCCUGGUGUCGAAGACCUAUAAAAGCAUCAGGCACUGCUUUUAUUAAGUGUCCACCAAUUGAGAAAGCUAGCCUUGUUGGACGGCGCAUAUAUCUGCCUAGUGGAUCCUGCGAGCUUCAAGUAUCUAGAAGAGGGGAUGAGCUGGUUUGUUUUAAGACAGGCCAAGCACAGGAGAUGGAAAUCAAGAAAAGAAUAAUAGAAAUCUUGGAUUAUGAUGAGAGCCUAAAUCAGAACAUCCAAGUCAGUGUUCUGAGAGAGAAGGUUGAACCUCAGUCACAGGGGGAUAUCAACACAAUCAAAGAAUCUCUAGCACAGUCUUUUUCAAAAUAUGCUAGGGACAAAUUCAACAUAAAUAUAUUGCCAGCAAAAGGCAAUGCAAUCAAUCAGGUUGCGUUUAUUCAUUUUGAAAAUCCCACAGAUGGGUUCCAAGCUUGUAGCUGGCUCAAGGGAUUACUGGAUGUCGCGGGCCAGUCAGUUGAAAUCAGCCCAAGUCUGAAGACAACAUUACAUGUCUCCAAAGCCAUCAUGAAUGUUUGCAAAAAUCGUUUUGAUGAAAUAAUUAAAGGGCUGGAGGAAUUCAAGCAAACAAAUGUACAUAUCCGCCCACUGAAGCAAGGCGACUUUGCUUUUGACAUCAAAUCGGAGAAUGUGAAGAGUAUGGUGGAGGCAAGGGAGUUGCUACAGAGGGAACUUGAGGGUGAGGUUAUCGACUGUACAGCAAAUAAUCUUGUGAGGAAGUUUCUCAAGCAACAAGGCAAGGAAGCUCUAAAAAAAAUUGAAAGUAUGCUUGAUGUGUUGAUUGUGGUCAAUGAGCGCAGAGAGCAGAUCCAUAUUUACGGCUCUGUAGCCAAAGUUAACGAGACACAGGUUGAGAUCAACAGGUAUUUGAGCAAGCUCGCUGAAGGCAAACAGGUGGAUGUCUUUUUGAAAGGCCCGAAUAAACCAGCUGGUUUGAUGAAAGAGGUCAUCAAGAAAUAUGGCAGCUUGCAAGAUGAUCUUGUCCAGCAGUUUUCUCUCACUGACGUGGUCAUAGAUUUCAGACAGCAGAAGUUGUCGAUCUUUGGGCCAGUGGAAUGUGUGGACAACGCAGUUCACAGUAUUUCUGAACUGGCAGAAUCACUUUCUCGGCCAGGUGUUGAACGUCUGGAGAAGGAGUUGCCAGAUUGUGUUGUCUGUAUGUGCCCAGUUGAACAUAAAUCAGAACUGUAUCGGCUUGAAGCGUGUGGUCACAGUUACUGCCUCUCUUGUCUGAAGCUGCAGAUAACAGUCUCUGUGCAAGAUAAGACUUUCCCUAUCAUCUGCUCUGAAGAGCACUGUGGAAAACCUCUAGUUUGGAAAGACCUAUGUUUCUGUAUUAAGAAACAGUGGACAUCAGAACAGAAACUAAUGGAUAAGUCUGUAAAUGCAUUUGUGGCUUCAAAUCCAAAGAAAUACAAAUUCUGUUUAACCCCAGAAUGUCCUGUAAUUUAUGAGGUGACCACAGACGAGGCAGGCUGUGAAUUUAACUGUCCUUCCUGUCUUGUGAGCUUGUGCACAUCCUGUCACACAGCAUACCAUGCCGGACUUACCUGUCGCAUGUCUACCAUUGAAGAGGAAGCAGCAAGACAGUUAAAACAAUGGGUUCAAGGAAAUCCUAGCCAACGAAAAUGGUGUCCAAAGUGUAAGAUUGGGGUGGAGAAGACUGAGGGCUGCAAUAGAAUGAACUGCACCUCAUGUCGUACAUGCUUCUGCUGGGUGUGUUUAGCAAUUGUUGCUGAUGAACAGGAAUGUUAUAGACAUCUUAUGAAAGAGCAUGGAGGGUUCUAUUAA